Messenger RNA from Protomyces lactucae-debilis, 1863 nucleotides. Its product is annotated as nucleoporin protein Ndc1-Nup. The transcript has a single exon. Gene Ontology annotation, biological process: spindle pole body localization; nuclear pore organization. Lineage: Eukaryota; Fungi; Ascomycota; Taphrinomycetes; Taphrinales; Protomycetaceae. Gene Ontology annotation, cellular component: nuclear pore transmembrane ring; spindle pole body. Gene Ontology annotation, molecular function: spindle pole body-nuclear membrane anchor activity. The record is from RefSeq and is a predicted model, not a curated record. The coding region runs from base 122 to 1846 and encodes 574 amino acids.
CUCACAGAAUUUCGCGUGCGAUGACCAGCACAAGGACAAAAGCAAGAGACAUCAGAAGAGACCAUCUAGCAAGCCAGACGGUGCCUGGUAGAGUCCGGCCCUCUGGAGCACGCGAUAUUGAAUGGUCUCGGUAAAAGGGAGCUUCAACAAUGCAGCACCUCGGCUUCGGGCUCCGGCGUACCACGCCAUUGUCUCGCGCGUCCUUCAGAAACGCUUUGUCCACGCGUGUGUCUGCUUAUACGUCUUGUGCUACGGCACAUCGUUUCUGUUAGGGCACAGUUAUCGCCCGUGGUACCUCUUCCCGUGGUCAUGGACAGGAUUUAGGAGUGUUGCCAUCUUCCUGGCUUUGGCACCGCUGUUGCUUCUACGCAAGGCGAAUCUGCAUGUGACGCGGAUAGCCAGGCCGUUGAGUCCAUUCAAUGUCUUGUCGGCACCAUCCAUCGCAGCGGCCAUUGCAUACACAAUCGCAUCGACCUUCUUUGUGCUCACAUACAUCAAUAAUACCAACGAAAAGAGUGGCUUGACAUUACUGGUAACGCAGCGAACGUAUGAGCUGCCAAGGCUCAAUGAACGAUGGCUCUAUCUCAUGUUCUUCUCUGUGAUGUUGGCUGUGUUUGAGAGCGGAAAGCAUAUAGCAUGCGACCUCGACUUGCUCGCACGUCCUCUUGCGAAACGACCCAUUCCUACGCGCAUGCAAGAAGAAUUGCCAAUGGUUGCUGUACAAAGCCUGGUCCAGGCACUUGGAAUCUCACUGGUUGCUCCCCUUGGCUAUCUCAUCCUUCGCUCAUCUUUAUACAGCUUUGUCUUGCGCUUCGUUCGACUCAUUUACCACGUUCCAAGAUCAACAGUACCACCAGAGUGGCCAGUAGGCUUUGGCAUGUGUAUUCGCACAACAUUCAUUGCAACGCUCAUCAUCUUUGCUUGGAAUGUGCUACAUUGGCUCUUCAACGUCUACCUCUCGCAAGGCCCGACAUACAAGGGCAAGCUCAUCAGCGAAAAGUCAAUGCUUCAAGACGAGACACUUCUGAAAGGCCUCCAGCAUACCUCAAAGCCGCUCACGCAAUUGAUUGCAUUCGAAGAGCUUCGUCUGAUUGCUGCGCAUGGCAAAGACCGACGCAUCGCGAUAUUUGAGACUGGUGCACCAGAUGCGACCAUGUGGCUUGCCAUUGUCAAUGCAUGUCUAGUCGUACUUGGCGAAGUCAUUGAUUCUGUAAGUGCUGCAAGUGGCUCUACACAAGGAAAUCAGCCAGCACAUCCGACUGUUCAGUCAGCACCCAAAGCUCGCGUCAUUGGUACACCACCACCUGUACAAGUGCAUCAAGCCAACAUUUUCCUAUCUGGUCACAAGAAUGCAAGUAUCGUCGAUAAACUCAAAAGUCAAACUCAGCCCGCUGCCGCAGCCAUCAAAGCGCCUGAGCAGAUUGGCCAAAUGGGUCAGUCUGUGAUGACGACAAUCAAGAGCCAUGCACUUGAAUUCACAAAACCCAUGUGGCAACCUGUUACUGAGCUGACUGCUAUACGUUUACUUGCAAAAGUCCUUCGAGCAGGGGAAGAAGCCAUGCCGAGACACGAGUUUGCCAUUCUGGCCAUUGAAAGUUUGCGCGACAUGCUGCUUGCAUCAUUGGAAGAUGACACCUUUGGCAGAGCACAUAAGGAUGUAUCGCGCGUCCUCACUUCAUUGGAAAAGCUUCAAAGUGUCAUUGCAAGACUAAGACAGUACCGCAAAGCCAAGCAGCAGGAUCAAGAUGAGCAGCAACCGCUUGUAUCGGACGACAUCAAUACAGUCGACAUUCUCGCUGGCGAUGCGAGAAAACAGUUGCUUGAAGCGUUCCAGGCAUAUCUUUAGCACUUUUCUUAAUGAAC